Messenger RNA from Cyclopterus lumpus (lumpfish), 3227 nucleotides. It is a transcript of the gene prodha, whose product is annotated as proline dehydrogenase (oxidase) 1a. Gene Ontology annotation, cellular component: mitochondrion. NCBI's taxonomy places the organism in Eukaryota, Metazoa, Chordata, Actinopteri, Perciformes, Cyclopteridae. Gene Ontology annotation, molecular function: FAD binding; proline dehydrogenase activity. The transcript has 14 exons. The coding region runs from base 110 to 1981 and encodes 623 amino acids. The record is from RefSeq and is a predicted model, not a curated record.
GAGAUGACUUAAACUGCCCUGCAUGCGCGCGCUCCUCCAGCGUCGUCACAGCGACGGUAAGGCGAGGCGAGGUCGGCGCCCGCGGCUCGUGAGCUGAGAUAAGAAAACCAUGUCGUACACGAAGUUUGUAGCAGCUCUUCUUCGGGCAACCCCGGGCAAUGUCAGGAAGAUACGAGCGUCACCUGGAAGAUGUCGGUCCACGGUGGCCUCCACCAAGAGCCAGGAAGAGAAAGGUCAACAGAUAGACGGCUGCACGGUGGUGGAAGCUGCGCCGGUCGAACUCAUCAGCCAGACCAAACAUGCUGAAAACACGCAGUUGUGUAAAAUCCACAUUGACUUCGACAACACGGAGGAAGCGUACAAAAGCAAGGAUAACGUUGAACUGCUCCGAAGUCUGCUGGUCUUCAAGCUGUGUACAAUUGACGUCCUCGUUGAGAAGAACAAAGAGUUGAUGGAUCUGACCAAGAAGGUGCUUGGUCAGUGGAUGUUUGAGAAGCUGAUGAAAAUGACCUUUUAUGGUCAGUUUGUGGCAGGGGAAGAUCACAACUCCAUCAAGCCUUUGAUCCAGAAGAAUCAGGCCUUUGGUGUGGGGGCCGUUUUGGACUAUAGUGUUGAAGAGGACUUGACACAAGAAGAGGCAGUGAAGAAGGAAAUGGAUGCAUGUGUUUCUGAAGCAGAGAAAGAAAGUCCAGACGCUGAUUAUCGUGAGAAGAAGUACAAGGCGCAUCGUCAGUUUGGGGACAGGCGUGGAGGGGUCACUAGUGCUCGCACCUACUUCUAUGCAGAUGAGUCCAAAUGUGACAACCAAAUGGAGACAUUCAUAAACUGCAUUAGCGCCUCCGGGGGAGCCUCUGCAGAUGGAUUUUCUGCCAUCAAAAUGACUGCUCUCGGACGCCCACAGUUCCUUCUCCAGUUUUCAGAAGUCCUGGUUAAAUGGAGACAGUUCUUUAACUUCCUCUCAGCAAAGCAGGGAAAAUCUGACAUGAUCGUUUUGGAACAAAAGCUGGAGCUGGAACAACUCAAGGAAACUCUGACUAAGAUGGAUAUUGGAGCCAUGGAUGACAAAGAGAAUUGGUUUACUGGAGAGAAGCUGGGUUUGUCGGGAACGAUCGAUCUGCUGGACUGGAACAGUUUAAUAAACGAUACAACAAAAAUCUCCAAUCUGCUCAUGGUGCCAAACCUUCAGACCGGCCACCUGGAGCCUUUGUUGAACACGUUUACAGCCGAGGAGGAGAGGCAGAUGAAGAGAAUGCUACAAAGAGUGGACGUUCUGGCCAAGCAUGCCAUGGAGAAGGGGGUAAGGCUCAUGGUGGACGCCGAGCAGACGUACUUUCAACCAGCUAUUAGUCGACUGACCCUGGAAAUGCAGAGGAAAUUCAACAGAGAAAAGCCAAUUAUUUUCAACACUUACCAGUGUUACCUCAAGGAAGCCUAUGACAAUGUAACUGUGGACGUUGAGCUCUCACGACGGGAGGGCUGGUACUUUGGUGCCAAACUUGUUCGUGGAGCCUACAUGUACCAAGAGAGAGACAGGGCCAAAGAGAUUGGCUACGAAGACCCAAUAAACCCCGACUAUGAGGCUACUAACAGGAUGUAUCACAAAUGUCUGGAGUACGUGCUGGAGGAGAUUGAUCACAGCAGGAAAGCAAAUAUCAUGGUUGCAACUCACAACGAGGACACCGUGAAAUUCACCCUUGAAAAGAUGAAUGAGAUGGGCCUUUCCCCCACAGAGAAUAAAGUUUACUUUGGACAGCUGCUGGGCAUGUGUGACCAGAUCAGCUUCCCGCUAGGUCAAGCGGGUUUCCCGGUCUAUAAGUACGUUCCAUAUGGCCCAGUCAACGAGGUCAUUCCUUAUCUGUCUCGCCGCGCUCAAGAGAACCGUGGCUUCAUGAAGGGAUCCCAGAGAGAGCGCAGCCUGCUGUGGACGGAGCUGAAGCGCAGGGUGCUGGGUGGGCAGAUGUUCUACAAGCCUGUCUACUGAGUGAAGAACCACAACGUACGACCUGCAGUGUGUCUGUCAGCAUUUCACUGCUUUACCUGCUUACUGUAGGGGAAGAUUAACGUCCUUCCUUGGCUUGUUCGACUGGGAAGAUUUCUGUUUGCCUCAAAAUAGUUAGUUUGACUAAAUUAAUGGGAUUGCAAUCCUCAGAAUCAACACAACAAACGUUGCACUUUUUCAAGAAACGUUUGCUAAUGUUUAUGCCUCUAAACAUCACUCAUCUUUAAUUGAUGGAGAUAUACAGUAUGGCAUUUUUCUGUAGAGGCUAAGACAAUUCUAAAUUAAUUAAGUGAAUGUAUGAUUACCAAAGGUGUUGUGCCUGUAUAUAAAUAUAGAUAUAGGUCCUUUUGUUUGUUUAUUUUAAAGGAAACACAUUUGUUUAGUGUUUAUCUCACAUGUAGCUGUCACUCAAAAGUGCCUUAUGAUUGUUUUCUUAAGAUAAACUGGAAGCAAUCAGCGACUGUACACCUAAGUUGGUUUUUGUAACUGUUCACUCCUCCGAGGGGAUUGUUCCCUAUUUUAGCUUAUUUAUUGAUGAUGCUGGUGUCAAGUAAUAAUCAAUUAAUUUGCCAAUUCUUCUGCAGCGUAGUGAUUUUGAUAACAAACAUGGCGAUUCUCUCUUUGAUCUCUCAUGACGCACUCACGUCGAUGUUCUUGAGGCAAAGGAGAUCAAAUCAAACACACGGUUUUGGUUUCUAGGAAACAAGCCAGCUGCCUCUAAUGUGGAAGUGACUGUUUGCAGUCGCUGACCUUCAUUUGGCCUCUGACACAACAAACCUAACUUAAGCUGCACCAAAGUACUCUGGGAAUACCGGCGCUGUUGUAUGAACUGUGAUGGAGGACAAACUGACAGGCAGUUCAAUUGAGUUUAAUGGAAGUCCUGGAUAAAGUCUUUUAAAUGAAUACUGUAAAAGUCCUAACAUUGAAAACUAAUGUUAACAGUGUUUUUGUGGAGUAAAGACUUUGAGUGCUUCAAGCUCUUUGUUCAAACAUGGAAAGUUUGAUUUUCGAAAACAAAAGGCUUACAUUUAAAAAUCUCUCACCUGGAAUGAUCCACAUCUUGAGGAUUUGAUUUCAUUUGAAUGCAUUUCCUGAUGUUUUUCUUUUCUUUGUGUUUUGUUUCCUCAUCACUGCUCUGUAAGUAUAUUGUGUACAGUUGUAAAAUAUAUGUAAUCAUUUAACACAAUCAAAUAGAGAUAACAAUAAAAUAAACAAGAAUUGUGUUUAC